AUGGACGAGUCAAGGCAGUCGAUCCAAGCCAGCCGCCUGAUGGCGCAGGUGCAUGAAGAGCUAAUGAAAACUGUUGGUCGUGUGGAUCAGAUCCAGGAACAGAACAGUAAACGCCUGGAGGAGAUCUCAAAGCUUGACACUGAAAUUACCGGCUUGUACGCUCGUUGUGCGGUCUCGGAGCAAAGAUUGGCCGAGACCUUCGAGCAAAAGAGGCAAGCAGAGCAACUUCGAGAGCAGCAGAAGGCCACAGAUGAAGCUAAGCUUUCGAAACUUCGAGAAUCGUUGCUCGAAAAGCAGGAGGCCUUACAACAAGUCGUCAUUCCAGAGGUGAAACACAUUGAAGCUAAGACAGAUGCAAAGGCCAGACUGUCUGAGAUGCGGGCCCUGGAGUCCAAAGAAAGCGCCCAAAAGUCACUGGCGGAAACUGCCAGGCAACGCAUGGAGAAUCUCAAUGAUGAGAUCUACAGGGAACGGCAACGACAUCAGGACUUGCAUCGAGCACUUCGAAAGGCAGCGGAAGAUCGACAAAGCACUUUGGAAAAUCAGAAAGCGCUGAAGGUUGCGAUACAGCAGAAAGGUGCAGACCCUUCUGCUGAUGCAGGUGAGGUAGAGAAAGAAGCGGAGAUUGAAACUCAGCAAAUCAGGAGUGAGCUGGCCUCGAUUGAGGAGAAAUGCCAACAACUUCGCAAGAAGCUGAAAGACGUGGCAAAACAUGGUGAUGAGGAAGUGGAUAAACUUGAGCUGACACUUCAGAACGCUCGCGACGAUUUGGAAAGGAGUUUUACCCAAGCAGCAGAUGUACAACGAGCAGAGGUCACCACCAUUGAGAACAAGGUGAAGGCUGAACGGCAAAGACUCAACAUCGAGGUUCGCAUGGCCAUGGGACUCAACUGCCACCUGGAGUUUGGAACACAAAGGCAGCGAUGUAGCGAUGUAGCAUAG
Molecule: messenger RNA, 942 nt
Organism: Cladocopium goreaui
Lineage: Eukaryota; Dinophyceae; Suessiales; Symbiodiniaceae
Source: the annotation of a GenBank genome assembly